Lineus longissimus is the source of this 1315-nucleotide messenger RNA. RefSeq names its product leucine-rich repeat transmembrane protein FLRT3-like. The coding region runs from base 30 to 1307 and encodes 425 amino acids. Gene Ontology annotation, cellular component: extracellular matrix. Lineage: Eukaryota; Metazoa; Nemertea; Pilidiophora; Heteronemertea; Lineidae. The record is from RefSeq and is a predicted model, not a curated record. Gene Ontology annotation, molecular function: protein binding. The transcript has a single exon.
AGCUGAUUUUUCUCGGCGAGUGUUGCUCCAUGCUGGAUCACAACAGACAGGUCUACUGCGCCGGGAUGGACCACCAGAACGACUUCCUUACUAGCCUCGCCACGGCAGCUAGGCACGGCGACACGGUAAAGAGUAUUAUAAUGCAGGGCGGCAAAGUCGGCAACAUCCCCAAGCAGUCCUUCGAAGGCUUCGAAACCCUCGAGAAUCUGACAUUGACUGACCUCAAUAUUUCCCACAUCGCACCUGGAACUUUCAAGCGUCUGACCGGACUGAAAUUACUCAAAAUUUCAAAGAAUUUAUUGGAGACGAUUCCGUCGCAGUUACCGUCUAGUUUAGUCGAAUUAAACUUAGAGGACAAUGUGCUAGGAUUACGCGAUAAUGAUGUCAACUGGGACAGCCUGCACGGCUUGGUGAACCUCUGCCGGCUAAUCAUGCCACGGAAUUACAUCAGGACGCUGCCGCCGAACGUGUUUGCUAAGUGUAUAAAUCUUAGGACGCUUGACUUGUCAGAGGGGUCUGUCACGACCGUCCUUUCGGGUGCCUUCAACGGCUUGACAAACCUUAUAACGCUUCAACUUUCUCAUUCGAAACUGAAACACAUCGACGGAGCUGCUUUUACCGAUUUACAGAAUGUGAAAGUGAUGAAUUAUAGCCACAGUCAGAUGUUCAGUAUAACAUCCGGGAUUAUCGAUAAGCUCUCCGAAUACGCUUUAGCUGGAGUCGAAAUUGAUCUGUCUGGUAACCCUUGGUCGUGCAGCUGCCACAUGAGGCGCACCAAGGAAAAACUGCUUGCUCUAGGACGCAGGAACCCACUCUCAAGGAGCAUGAAAUGUCAAACGCCACCGGAAGUGCAUGGCAAGCGGAUCAUCAUGGUUUCGAUGAUGCACUUCCGGUGCGUCAAACCAAAGUUUCCACCGACUUGCUGCUUUACAAACGUACAGAUUGACCCGAAUAAAGGCACAAAUAGGAACUGUCGCGCGCAGGGUCUUCCGCCCCCUUUGGUCAAGUGCACGGCCAAAGAGGAUGACGUCUUGAUAUGGAAUCCGACACCAAAAGGACGCAUGAAUUUCCAAGCGUUCCGUUUUUUUAACCAAGGAAAAGAGCGCGUUUAUGUGAGCUAUGAAUGUUUUGCGACGAAUUCUGAAGGUAUUGCUGAGUUAAAGUGUGACUAUACAGGAAAUAUACCCCAACCAGUGAUUGCAGCGGGCAAUAAUGUAUGUCUGAUGAGACUGCUCAACAUCAUCGUAGGCCUACUUUCGAGUUUGUUCAUGUCCGAGUCUGUGUACCUGACCCGUCUUUCUGCUUAAAUGGGCAC